AUGGAGUAUAAUAAUAAUCACAAUAAUAACGGUAGCAACCGUGCUAUAAAACAGGAAAUGGAUGAUCUUCUCAACUCUGUUGAUCCCCAAACCCUUGCCAAUAUCCAUCACAAUAGUAACAAUACCAAUACCAACAACUCUCAGUUUAAUAAUGCCAUCCAAGAUAUCUUUGUCCAGGACCAAAUAUUCCAGCAAAUGCUCAUGGAAAACACCAGGCCCCAAAGUACUAACAGUAGCAAUAAUAAUAAUAACCCUAUGAUGAUGUCUACCACCACCGGCAUGAAUGACCCAUCGUUUGGACUGAUGAACUUUGUGGGAAAUGAUCAUCUUAAUAAUAAUAAUAGUAAUAAUAAUAACAAUAAUAAUAAUACGACAGAUUUCUAUUCCAAUCAACGCUCAAUAUACGGGAAUAGUACCCAUAAUGGCCAGUUUGUACCGAUGCCCAAUAUUGAUUUUGUCAAUCCGUUUUCAGAUAAUGCUCAGAACCUCAAGACUGAAGUAACCCCAUUCAACAAUCCAUUUGGAAAUCCUAGUAAUCAGAACCACAACAACAUCAUGAAUAAUGUUAAUUUCCAUGAUAAUAGUAACACUCAUAAUAUUGAUAUUUCUUCGUCUCAACCCCAACUACCACAAGACGUGAACUUACUCUCCAUACCCUUUGAUAACCACCUCACCAGAAACACUUCCAGCUCUAAUUUGUCAGAUUUCUCUAGCAACGCUCCUUCACCAUCCCCGUACAUUUCUGCUCCGGGAUCUCCGUACUUGAAUGAUUAUUCAGAGAAUUUGUCGAUCAAUAACGACCCACAACAACUUCAGGUACCCAGCAUGUAUCUUGAUGGAUACACCGAUUUCAACGAAUCACGGUUGACAGUGGAGAAUCUUCAUAAUUUCAGCACCACCAGUUCAUUCCAAUCUUCGAAAACCCAUAAACCAUCGAUCAAGUACGAAGAAGUCGAGGACCAAGCAAGGAAAACCCCAUCGUUAUUUGGUGGGGAGGAGUCCAGCAAUAAUAACUCCCCGGGCCAGCAAGCCAUCAUGAACAACAACAACAACAACAACAACAACAACAAUAAUAAUAAUAAAUUUGGUGAUUCUUUACUCCCCAGUGUCAACGUCAAUGAAGUUCUAGGGGUCCCAAUACUCGCCGGUCAUGAACGUAAUAUCAGCACCAGUGAUGAGCAAUUGAGCAAUAUGUCAUUGAACUUUAUGUCACCAAUAAGCACCACCACCACCACCACCACCACCGCCGCCGCCAACAACAAUAAUGAUACUCUUUUACACCCUGAUGAUAAUCAUCCUGGCCAAGGCCGUCCACGACGUCGUCUGAUCAAUUCGAAAAACCCUCCAAGAUCUCGAUCUCGAUCCCGUUCUAGCGAACGAAAUUUGUCACUCGCGGAAAAUCGUGAUAAGAUCCUUGAAUUGGCGUCGCCUAAUCAUUCGAAUAAACGACAACAGAAGCAUCCGUCAAUCUAUGCGUGUGAUCUAUGCGAUAAGAAGUUCACCAGGCCGUAUAAUCUCAAGUCUCAUAAACGGACCCACACUGAUGAACGACCAUUUAUUUGUGGGACAUGUGGGAAAGCGUUUGCUAGACAACACGACAAGAAGAGGCACGAGGAUUUGCAUACUGGAGAGAAACGAUUCCAGUGUCGUGGGCUUCUUAAAGAUGGGAAAGAGUAUUGGGGAUGUGGGAAAAAGUUUGCGAGAAUCGAUGCUUUGGGGCGUCAUUUCCGUACCGAGGCAGGAAAAGAAUGUAUUCGACCAUUGGUGAUAGAAGCAGAACAAGAAAAGACCAGCCAAAUUACCAAUGGUGAUGAUUUCUACCAACAGAUUCUACAACAACAACAAGAACGUCAAUUACAGUUACAAAAGGGACAGAAAAAACAAGGAGUACCGAAAAUUGCCAUCAACACUACUGAUCUAGGGGAGAUGGGAUGUUCACCAGGGGUUUCACCAAUUGAUAGUCCAAUCCCGGAUUUCAAAAUCACCGUGGUUCCUGAUCCUUCUCCAAGCACCAACUUUUCCCCAUAG
Saccharomycopsis crataegensis is the source of this 2028-nucleotide messenger RNA. RefSeq names its product DNA-binding transcription factor CRZ1 (gene CRZ1). Lineage: Eukaryota; Fungi; Ascomycota; Saccharomycetes; Ascoideales; Saccharomycopsidaceae. The coding region runs from base 1 to 2028 and encodes 675 amino acids. The record is from RefSeq and is a predicted model, not a curated record. The transcript has a single exon.